UGGACAAAAUAAAUAAUGAUGCAAUAUAUUUUUCAAGUGAUGUAUUUUCGUGAAAAUUCACUAGUCAGAGAUAUAUAAAUAUGGUGUCCAAAAAUAUUAUCCUUUCAAGUUCAGAACUAAUAACUGCUUCUGACUAAAUGUUUGUUUCAGAAUCAACAGACCUCGGAUACAUUACUUAAAAAUUAGUAUAGUAAUGGUAUUUCGAAGUAUUUCAUCAGUUACUACUAUUGUCGAUUACUACUCAAUAAUACAUUAAUAUAUUCAAAAUGUGUGAACCUAGAGAAUCACUAAGUUCCUUUGUCGAUAAAACUGAUCGAGAACCUGAGUUUGAUAAAAUACUUGGAAGAAAUGUUUUGGUUGCUCCUUCUGAAGAACAAUAUGAUUUACUAUUGAAAAGGCUGAAACAGCAAUUGGGGGAAGGACGAGGAGAAGUAAUUUUAGAGAUUGGUGGUUCGGAAGAUGGUAAUGAGAAUGGACUUCUUGAUGAUGAAUUGGAAGCAGCAGUAGCUACAUUGCAAUCUCUGGCAAACACUCUCGAAUGUAGUUGUGUGAAACUAAGAGAACGAAAAGAGCUGCGAGGAGUUGUUGUUCAAUAUUUGAUUCGUAAAGUUUUGGAUCAGUCUGAUUUCUUGGAAAUUCGUGUUGCUGUUGUUGGCAAUGUUGAUGCUGGAAAAUCUACCUUAUUAGGAGUUUUAACACAUGGUGAUUUAGAUAAUGGCAGAGGUCAUGCCAGACAAAGGCUUUUCAGGCAUAAGCAUGAAAUGGAAUCUGGGAGAACUAGUUCUGUGGGAAAUGAUAUUUUGGGUUUUGAUGAAGAAGGCAAUGUUGUUAAUAAACCUGAGCAUGGUUCCUUAGACUGGGUGAAAAUAUGUGAGAAAAGUUCGAAGGUGAUCACUUUUAUUGAUCUUGCUGGACACGAAAGAUAUUUGAAAACAACUGUUUUUGGAAUGACUGGUCAUGCUCCAGACUUCGGUAUGCUAAUGGUAGGUGCAAAUGCUGGAAUAAUUGGCAUGACUAAAGAACACCUAGGGUUAGCUUUAGCACUCUCUGUGCCAGUAUUUGUUGUGGUUACAAAAAUUGAUAUGUGUCCGAUGAACAUCCUACAAGACAACUUGAAGAUGCUGGUGAGGAUAUUGAAGUCUCCUGGUUGUCGAAAAGUACCUGUCAUGGUUAAAACUGCUGAUGAUGUUGUCUUGAGCGCAACUAAUUUCGUAUCUGAAAGACUAUGUCCGAUUUUCCAAGUAUCAAAUGUGACUGGUGAAAAUUUACAUUUGCUGACUACCUUCCUUAAUCUCUUAACUACUAGAAUGGAGUAUCAUGAAAAUGAACCAGCAGAGUUUCAGAUUGAUGACACGUACUCUGUUCCUGGUGUUGGAACCGUAGUAUCUGGAACAACUCUGAAAGGGGUUAUAAAAUUGAAUGAUACUCUAAUGUUGGGACCUGACCCUCUGGGACAUUUUCAACAAAUUGCUGUGAAAAGUAUACAUAGAAAAAGGAUGGCUGUUAAAGAAGUUCGAGCAGGACAGACAGCCAGCUUUGCCUUGAAAAAGAUCAAGAGAUCACAAAUUCGUAAGGGUAUGGUAAUGGUUUCACCCUCAUUGAAUCCUCAAGCCUGUUGGGAAUUCGAAGGAGAAAUUUUAGUUCUUCAUCAUCCAACCACCAUAAGUUCGCGUUAUCAAGCCAUGGUUCAUUGUGGAAGUAUAAGGCAAACUGCUAGUAUCAUGAGUAUGUCAAAGGACUGCUUGAGAACGGGUGAUAAAGCGUUGAUUCAUUUUAGAUUCAUCAAACAUCCCGAGUAUAUGACAUCUGGGCAAAGAAUGGUGUUUCGAGAGGGGAGAACGAAAGCAGUUGGUAAUGUAGUGCGAAUAAUUAACCAAACAACACCGACACAUCAAGGAAACCGUGUCAAACAAAACAAACCACAAAAAUAUGGAAGUGGUCAAUCAUCACAAAGGAAUGUUCAUCAGUUGAAUCGAAAUGAAAAUGUACAAGAGUUUUCAGAAGUGGAAUCAGCACAAGAGAACACGUUGGAUGUAUCAGCAGACAAACGAGAGAUUUCAAUUCAUAAAUCUUUGAUUAAGAAAGGACGUAGUCGUAGAGGCGGAAGAGGCAAGCCACACAAUUCAAAUCUGUCUGUUGUCAAACCCCUUCCAGAUGUUACUAAUAUCACUCCAUUAUCGGCUGCGAAUAGAAAUCAAACGAAAGUGCAAUAAACAUGAAAAUUUUAUGUUUCUUAACUCAAUAGAUCCAAUUAUUUUAUAAUAUUAGUAGGUAAAUCAGGUAAUAUGGAGUGUU
Messenger RNA from Leptinotarsa decemlineata (Colorado potato beetle), 2295 nucleotides. It is a transcript of the gene GTPBP1, whose product is annotated as GTP-binding protein 1. NCBI's taxonomy places the organism in Eukaryota, Metazoa, Arthropoda, Insecta, Coleoptera, Chrysomelidae. Gene Ontology annotation, molecular function: GTP binding; translation elongation factor activity; GTPase activity. The record is from RefSeq and is a predicted model, not a curated record. Gene Ontology annotation, biological process: translational elongation.